CCUCGACCUUUUUGUAAGUUUAGGAUGGAGAUCCACUUGCCCACAACAAUAAUGGACCCCACAUUAAUUUGCAAUGGAAGAAAAAAGGCAACAAAUUUGCAUCAUCUGAUAUUUUCGCCGGCCGGGUCCAAGCCGUUCACCGAAAGAAAUGGCGAGCAGCGAAGGAAGCGAAGCGGAAGAAGAAGAGAGCUUGGAUCAGUUACCAGCGGCUCUACUGGCCACCAUACUAACGAAGCUGGACGUAGCCUCGAUCUGCUCCGUCGCUUCCACAUGCAAGAUCUUCAGGGCCUGCGCUUGUCACAUCCUUACCUUCAUCCCUAACUUUCACCUUUCCGAUAUUGCUCUGUCGGUUGAUUUAUUGAGGCCUCUGUUACCUCCCAAUCCCUACCUAAGCAGCUUGAAAGUCGAUUGCGGUCGUCUUGAUGAUUCGGCCAUCAGUCUCUUGGUUCGGCCUUCAUUACACGAGCUUUGCUUGCAUAAUUGUGCGGACUUUACUGGAAAGUUGCUUUCUGAGAUUGGAGGAAAAUGUGCGGAUCUUAGAUAUCUCUACUUGGGUUCUGUUGCGGAAAAGAGAGGGCGGGCUAUUCAUAUAUCUGAUUUGGAAGAGUUACUCAGUGGUUGCACACAAUUAGAAGCAUUGACAUUGAUGUUUGAUGCAUCAUUGUUUCUGCGCCAUAAUUUUGCUCGAGUUUGGGCUUUGGCUUCAGAAAAACUUACUUCCCUUGAGAUUGGUUAUGUUUCUUCAGUAAUGCUGACUGAACUGCUCAGCCCCAGUGUUGGACCCCAUCAAUCACCAACCAAUAUUAGACCAUCCAUUUUGCCUGGCAUUCAGAAAUUAAGCCUUUCUGUAGAUUACAUUACUGACACUAUGGUUGGCACAAUUUCAAGAGGGCUUAUGUCUUUAACACACUUGGAUCUUCGAGACACACCCCUCAUAGAACCAAGAGUUACAUUUGAUCUCACCAACUAUGGCCUUCAACAGAUUAACCAGCAUGGUAAACUGAAACACCUCUCAUUAUUUCGAAGCCAGGAGUUCAUGAUUACAUACUUCAGACGAGUUAAUGAUCUCGGGAUCCUCUUAAUGGCUGACAAGUGCACAAACAUGGAAAGUAUAUCUCUUGGGGGGUUUUGUCAAGUUACAGAUACAGGGUUCAAAACUAUCUUGCAUUCUUGUUCCAGUUUAUACAAGCUUAGGGUGUCUCGUGGGAUCCAUUUAACUGAUUUGGUUUUUCAUGAUAUGUCUGCAACAUCGCUCUGUUUGACUCAUGUUAGCGUGAGAUGGUGUAAUCUUCUAACUAAUCAUGCAAUAAAAAAUUUGGUAUCAAACACUCAUCUUAAAGUUCUUGACUUGAGAGAUUGCAAAAACCUUGGGGAUGAAGCUCUCAAAGCCAUUAGUAUUCUUCCUGAGUUGAAGAAUUUACUUAUGGAUGGAUCUGAUAUAAGUGAUUCAGGAUUGUCAUACUUAAAAGGGAGAGUUAUUAGUUCAUUAGUUUCAUUGUCGGUGAGGGGUUGCAAGAGACUUACAGAUAAAUGCAUCUCUGCUCUAUUUGAAGGCUCUUAUAAGCUAGAAUUGCAGGAUUUAGAUAUAUCAAAUCUUCCUCACCUCUCUGACAAUGGAGUUCUGUUGCUAGCAAAAUGUCGAGUGCCAAUCUCAGCACUUCGAAUGCGACAAUGUCCACUCAUAGGUGAUACUUCUGUCAUGGCAUUAGCCUCGAUGCAGGUUGAUGAGGACAGAGGGCAUGGGAGUAGCUUGCACUUGUUGGAUAUUUACAACUGCGGCGGAAUUACACAGCUUGCAUUCCGUUGGUUAAGGAAACCCUACUUUCCAAAGUUGAGAUGGUUGGGAGUUACAGGAAGUAUAAAUAGGGACAUUAUAGAUGCAUUAGCUAGGAAUAGACCAUUUUUACGUGUGGCAAGCCAUGCUGAGGAGCUGGGGAUUGACCAGUGGGAUAACUCGGACAGUUUAUACAUGCAUGACUAUGAUGAGCUAGACGAACUUGAACAAUGGCUUCUGGAAGGAGAGGUUGAGAACGAGGAUGAAGAGAUGGUAGAUGCUGAAAUUAAUCCAUUGAUGUUAUAGUGACUUGCCACAUAAGAUUGUAUUGUACCUGUGCCUGUAUCUAUGACUAUUUGUAUAUUUUAUGAUGAUUGUGCUCUUUGUAUGUAUUUGUAUAUAUGCUGUAACUCUUUUACCAUUUGGACUUCAGCUGGAGCUGAAACUUUGUUUCUUCCCCCUUUGUAUGUUUUAUUUUUCCUUGUUUCAGAAUUUGAAUGGUCCUCGUCUCUCCGUUGUGAA
This is a messenger RNA of Jatropha curcas, 2296 nucleotides long. RefSeq names its product F-box/RNI-like superfamily protein. Gene Ontology annotation, biological process: SCF-dependent proteasomal ubiquitin-dependent protein catabolic process. Gene Ontology annotation, cellular component: SCF ubiquitin ligase complex. The record is from RefSeq and is a predicted model, not a curated record. NCBI's taxonomy places the organism in Eukaryota, Viridiplantae, Streptophyta, Magnoliopsida, Malpighiales, Euphorbiaceae. Gene Ontology annotation, molecular function: protein binding.